AUGAUGGAUCCGGAUUCAAUCUCCCAACAGCUGGUCAUCCAGAUAUCCCUGGCCAAGACCCUGGUGGUCGUUGCCAAAGAAAACAACAAUCUUCAGUUAGCGUGGGAGCUUAGCACCCAGAUCCGCCGCUCUCAAUCUCUCCUCUCCAAUGCCGCUGCCAAGCCGCCAGUGCUGAACUCGGCAGAGUCCGAGGCGGCCGUCCGCCAGAUGGCCCUCCUUCUGCAGACGGCCCAGCAGCUCCAUUACGAUGGCGCCGCCAUGAUUGCGAGGCUCAAGGCCCAGGUCCAGGCGCUGGAGGAAACUGCCGCCGCCGAGAAGGAGAAAAGCACAAGAUACGGGCAGAUAGCGGCGGAGGAGCUCCCCAAGGGGCUGUACUGCCUGGGAGUCCGGCUGACCCGAGAGUGGUACAGGAGCUCGGGCCCUUCGGGGAGGAAGGUGGCCGCCGCCAGCGAAGGGAGGAAGGCGGCCACAGCCAGGAAGCUGACGGACAACAGCCUGUACCACUACUGCGUCUUCUCCGACAACGUGCUGGCGACCUCGGCUGUUGUCAACUCGACGAUGGUCAACUCCAAGCACCCUGAGAAGGUCGUCUUCCACCUGGUCACCGAUGGGGUCAACUAUGCCGCCAUGAGGUCCUGGUUCACCAUGAACAGCUUCCGGGGCGCCGCCGUGGAGGUGCAGAACGUGGACGACUUCUCCUGGCUCAAUGCCUCCUACGUCCCCGUCCUCCGCCAGCUCCAAGACUCGGGUACCAAGAGCUUCUACUUCUCAGGCGGUGAUGGCGGUGGCUCCGGCAAUGGCGGGGGCGGAGGAAAAAUUCCGGUGAAAUUCAGGAACCCAAAGUACCUGUCGAUGCUGAACCACCUCAGAUUCUACCUCCCGGAGGUGUUCCCGGCGCUGGAGAAGGUGAUCUUCCUCGACGACGACGUGAUCGUGCAGCGGGACCUGGCAGCACUCUUCUCCGUCGAGCUCGGCGGCAACGUCAUGGGCGCGGUGGAGACCUGCAUGGAGACCUUCCACCGCUUCCACAAGUACCUCAACUUCUCCCACCCUCUUGUGCGCGCACACUUCGACUCCGACGCCUGCGGCUGGGCCUUUGGCAUGAACGUCGUUGAUCUCCGGGCGUGGCGGCGCCGCAACGUCACCGGUGUGUACCACUACUGGCAGGAGCGCAACGCGGAUCACACGCUGUGGAAGCUUGGAUCGCUGCCGCCGGGCUUGCUGGCGUUCUACGGGCUGGUGCAGCGGCUCGAGCCCGAAUGGCACGUGCUGGGGCUGGGCUAUGCCACUGUCGGGGCCGCCGAGCUGCGGCGGGGCGCCGUCGUGCACUGGAAUGGGAACCAGAAGCCGUGGCUAAAGAUCGGGAAUGAGAGGUACAAGGCCAUCUGGGACAGGUACGUUGACUUCUCCCACCCGCUUCUGCAGCAGUGCAACGUCCACUGA
Molecule: messenger RNA, 1443 nt
Organism: Spirodela intermedia
Lineage: Eukaryota; Viridiplantae; Streptophyta; Magnoliopsida; Alismatales; Araceae
Source: the annotation of a GenBank genome assembly